AACUUUAUUUAUUUGAUAGAGAUCGGAGGAGAGCGGAAACCAGGUGCGGCCAUUGAACUGUGGGUGUAGGUGAAGGGAAAAAGCCGGUUUCUUUCCUUCUAUUCAUAGUUUCAGGUCUGAGGUGUGGUUCUUGGAGCAGCCAAUGGCCACCGAUUCCAAAACUUACCACUUCGAUGAGGUGGCCAAGCACAACGUUACCAAGGAUUGCUGGCUCAUCAUCUCCGGAAAGGUGUACGAUGUCACCCCAUUUAUGGAUGAGCAUCCAGGUGGUGAUGAAGUCUUGCUAGCAGCAACUGGGAAGGAUGCAACCAACGAUUUUGAAGAUGUAGGUCACAGCACCUCUGCUAGGGAGCUGAUGAUCAAGUAUUGCAUCGGGGACAUAGAUUCUCCAACUAUUCCAACUAAGCGUGUCUAUGUGGCACCACAACAAGCACACUACAAUCCUGAUAAAACUUCAGAAUUCGUGAUCAAGAUACUGCAGUUCCUUGUGCCCGUCUUGAUCUUGGGCUUGGCCUUUGCUGUUCGUCACUUUACCAAAGUAGAGGAGUAACUCUAUUUGCCUCGGUCAUCCGUAGUCUAUUGAAACUGAAGUUCAAUGGUGGAUUUGAUAAUUUUAUAGUAAUUGAACUGUAAAACCAUUCAGCCACUCUGAUGGUGGUAAUGGAUUAGUUGUUAUGUGCCAUUUAGAAGUUCUUGUCAUCUUCUUUCCUUCCAGUCCGCACUUUUGAGUUUCCUUUGUUAAAGCUGGAACAUCUCUUAGGGUGUUGAGGAUGGAUUUUGAGCUAUUACAAUUCAGAAAAAUAUAUAACAAGCGAAUGCUUUCUAGGCUUGUCUAUAGAAA
Messenger RNA from Elaeis guineensis (African oil palm), 841 nucleotides. RefSeq names its product cytochrome b5. Gene Ontology annotation, cellular component: membrane; intracellular membrane-bounded organelle. Gene Ontology annotation, molecular function: heme binding. NCBI's taxonomy places the organism in Eukaryota, Viridiplantae, Streptophyta, Magnoliopsida, Arecales, Arecaceae. The record is from RefSeq and is a predicted model, not a curated record.